Ostrinia furnacalis (Asian corn borer) is the source of this 5229-nucleotide messenger RNA. It is a transcript of the gene kkv, whose product is annotated as hyaluronan synthase-like protein kkv. Gene Ontology annotation, biological process: chitin biosynthetic process. Lineage: Eukaryota; Metazoa; Arthropoda; Insecta; Lepidoptera; Crambidae. Gene Ontology annotation, molecular function: chitin synthase activity. The record is from RefSeq and is a predicted model, not a curated record. Gene Ontology annotation, cellular component: cell periphery; cell septum.
AUGGCGGCGUCAGGAGGGAAGCGCCGCGAAGAGGCAAGCGACAACUCCGACGACGAGCUUACUCCGCUCGCCAAUGAGAUCUAUGGGGGCAGCCAAAGAACAGUACAAGAGACGAAAGGAUGGGACGUGUUCCGAGAGUUCCCGCCGAAGCAGGACAGUGUUUCCAUGGAAACGCAGAAAUGGUUGGAGUGCACGGUCCGCUUACUCAAAGUCCUGGCGUACUUGGUCACCUUCAUCGUGGUGCUUGCAUCUGGCGUCAUAGCCAAGGGCACUGUGCUCUUCAUGACGUCACAGCUCAGGAAAGACCGCCGGUUAGCGUAUUGUAAUAGGAAUUUAGGUAGAGAUAAGCAAUUUGUAGUGAGUUUACCAGACGAAGAGCGAGUAGCGUGGAUGUGGGCCAUAUUGGCGGCCUUUGCGAUCCCUGAAAUAGGAACGCUCAUCCGAUCAGUCAGAAUUUGUUUCUUCAAGUCUUCGAAGAGGUUCGUUCNACCUUCGUUCACGCAGUUUGUUGUGGUAUUUAUAGCGGAAUCUUUACAUACUAUAGGAAUGGCCCUCUUAUUCUUCGUGAUACUGCCCGAGCUUGACGUCGUAAAGGGUGCUAUGUUAACCAACUGCCUCUGUGUUGUACCAGCCAUUCUGGGACUUCUGUCUAGGAAUUCGCGUGACAGUAAGAGAUUCGUGAAAGUAAUCGUGGACAUGGCAGCAAUUGUAGCGCAAGUCACUGGUUUUAUUGCGUGGCCGCUGUCUGAAGAUAAACCGGUGUUAUGGCUCAUUCCAGUGGCUUCCUUAUGCAUAUCGUUGGGUUGGUGGGAGAAUUAUGUCACACGGCAAAGUCCAAUUGGUGUAAUAAAAAGCUUAGGCAGACUAAAAGAUGAGUUGAACGUUUCAAGAUACUACAUUUACCGAUUCAUGUCUGUUUGGAAGGUCCUGUUGUUCUUGAUGUGCAUUCUCUUCAGUAUAUGGAUGGAGGGCGACGAGCCAUCAAUGUUCUUCCAAAUGUAUAACAUAGGAUUCGGGCCACACAACAUAGUAGUUGAAGAGGUACAAGCUCAGCUUGGUGGUACCAUUAUCCCAGACUUAGCGAAUGUGACGCUUACUGGAGAUUCCGUCGAAGUCCCAGCUGUAUACAAAUCUGCAUUCUACGUGAUGCUUAUUCAGAUAUUCGCAGCUUAUUUCUGUUACAUCUUCGGAAAGUUCGCCUGCAAAAUCCUCAUUCAGGGCUUCAGUUACGCUUUCCCUAUAAAUCUGGUCAUUCCUUUAGUAGUUAAUUUCUUGAUAGCAGCUUGUGGAUUGAGAACUGGUGAUACAUGUUUCUUCCAUGGAACGGUUCCGGAUUAUCUGUUCUAUGAAAGUCCACCAGUUUUCACUCUAAGUGAUUUCAUUACACGACAAAUGGCUUGGGUGUGGUUACUUUGGCUGCUGUCACAAACGUGGAUUACUAUACAUAUUUGGACGCCCAAAGCUGAACGUUUGGCAUCAACGGAAAAGUUGUUUAUAAUCCCAAUGUACAACGGGUUACUGAUAGACCAGAGCAUGGCACUCAAUCGAAAGAGAGACGACCAAAAGGACGUUAAGACUGAGGACCUUGCCGAAAUAGAAAAAGAGAAAGGUGACGAAUACUAUGAAACAAUAUCAGUGCAUACGGAUAACACGGGUACAACUCCGAAAACAGUGAAGUCGUCAGAUCAGAUCACGAGAAUAUACGCUUGCUGCACUAUGUGGCACGAAACGAAAGAUGAGAUGAUGGAGUUCUUGAAGUCUAUUCUUCGUUUGGAUGAAGAUCAGUGCGCUCGCCGGGUCGCUCAAAAGUAUUUACGAGUAGUAGAUCCUGAUUAUUAUGAAUUUGAAACUCAUAUCUUUUUAGAUGACGCAUUUGAAAUUUCUGACCACAGUGACGACGAUUCCCAAGUGAAUCGAUUCGUAAAACUUCUAGUGGACACUAUCGACGAAGCUGCUUCCGAAGUUCACCAAACGAACAUUCGAGUUAGACCACCGAAGAAAUAUCCAGCACCGUAUGGAGGAAGGUUGACGUGGGUACUUCCGGGUAAAACAAAAAUGAUCUGUCACUUGAAAGACAAAGGAAAGAUCCGACACAGGAAACGUUGGUCUCAGGUCAUGUACAUGUACUAUUUACUUGGACACCGUUUGAUGGAACUACCCAUAUCUGUCGAUCGAAAAGAAGUGAUGGCCGAAAAUACAUUCUUGCUAACUCUUGACGGGGACAUUGAUUUCCAACCGCAUGCUGUGAGACUGCUUAUCGACUUGAUGAAGAAGAACAAAAAUCUUGGUGCUGCUUGUGGACGAAUUCAUCCUGUUGGCUCUGGCCCUAUGGUGUGGUAUCAGAUGUUCGAAUACGCUAUUGGUCAUUGGCUGCAAAAGGCGACUGAACAUAUGAUUGGCUGUGUACUCUGUAGCCCUGGAUGUUUCUCACUCUUCAGAGGAAAGGCUCUUAUGGACGACAACGUUAUGAAAAAGUAUACUCUACGAUCCGACGAGGCUAGGCAUUACGUACAGUACGAUCAAGGGGAAGAUCGAUGGUUGUGUACGCUUCUACUGCAACGUGGUUAUCGAGUAGAGUAUUCAGCUGCAUCGGAUGCCUACACGCAUUGUCCAGAAGGUUUCAGUGAAUUCUACAACCAACGUCGUCGAUGGGUGCCUUCCACUAUUGCCAACAUUAUGGAUCUACUGGUCGAUUACAAGCACACGAUUAAAAUCAACGAUAACAUUUCUACGCCUUACAUCGCUUACCAAAUGAUGUUGAUGGGUGGAACAAUUUUGGGUCCCGGAACCAUAUUUCUUAUGUUGGUGGGAGCUUUCGUGGCUGCCUUCAGAAUCGACAAUUGGACUUCCUUUGAAUACAACCUGUACCCUAUUAUGACCUUUAUGUUUGUUUGCUUCACGAUGAAAUCCGAAAUUCAGUUACUGGUGGCUCAGAUAUUAUCGACAGCCUACGCUAUGAUAAUGAUGGCUGUAAUCGUGGGUACUGCUCUACAGUUAGGCGAGGACGGUAUCGGUUCUCCCUCAGCUAUUUUCUUGAUAGCUCUCUCAAGUUCAUUCUUUAUAGCAGCUUGCUUGCAUCCGCAAGAGUUUUGGUGUAUUGUACCUGGUAUCAUUUAUCUGCUAUCUAUACCUUCUAUGUACUUGCUUUUGAUUUUGUACUCUGUUAUAAAUCUGAACGUAGUAUCAUGGGGUACGCGUGAAGUACAGACUAAGAAAACGAAAAAGGAAAUCGAACAAGAAAAGAAAGAUGCUGAGGAGGCUAAGAAAAAGGCCAAACAAAAGUCAUUGUUAGGUUUCUUGCAAGGAGUCAAUAACAACGAAGAUGAAGGAUCAAUCGAAUUUUCUUUUGCUGGCCUUUUCAAAUGUAUGUUCUGCACACAUCCCAAAGGAAAUGAAGAGAAAGUGCAACUUUUACACAUUGCCUCUACAUUAGAAAAGUUGGAAAAGAAAUUGGAUGUAGUAGAAAGGACUGUAGACCCACAUGGUUUGAACAGAGGCAGAAAGUUGUCAGUGGGUCACCGUGGCAGCACUAAUGGCGACCAUCAGUUAGAUGCCUUAGCAGAAGGACCUGAGGAUGAGCAUGAUUCGGAUUCUGAGACAGAUACUCUCUCGACGUCACCAAGGGAACGGAGAGACGAUCUGAUAAAUCCCUAUUGGAUUGAAGAUCCCGAAUUGAAAAAGGGAGAAGUAGACUUCUUGAGUCCUUCUGAACUACAGUUUUGGAAAGAUCUUAUUGAUAAGUACUUGUAUCCCAUUGAUGCUAACAAGGAGGAAGAGGCUCGCAUAGCAGCAGAUUUGAUAGAGCUUCGCAAUAAAUCAGUAUUCGCAUUUGUCAUGUUCAAUGCUUUGUUCAUAUUGAUAGUGUUUUUAUUACAACUCAACAAAGAUCAACUCCACGUGGAUUGGCCUUUGGGGAUAAAGACAAAUAUUACGUUCAUCGAGGAAACAGGCGAGGUAUUAAUCUCAAAGGAAUAUUUGCAAUUGGAACCAAUCGGUUUAGUGUUUGUGUUCUUCUUUGCAUUGAUUCUGGUGAUCCAAUUCACUGCUAUGUUGUUCCAUCGAUUUGGAACUCUAUCGCAUAUCCUAGCAUCUACAGAAUUGAAUUGGUUCUGUACAAAGAAGUCGGAAGAUCUAUCUCAAGAUGCUCUAUUAGAUAAGAAUGCAAUAGCAAUAGUGAAGGAUCUACAGAAAUUGAACGGAUUGGAUGAUGAUUACGACAACGACUCGGGCUCAGGACCGCACAAUGUCGGAAGGAGAAAGACAAUCCAUAACUUAGAGAAAGCGAGACAGAAGAAGAGGAACAUUGGCACUUUGGACGUUGCGUUCAAGAAGCGGUUCUUCAAUAUGAAUGCGAAUGAUGGGCCAGGAACACCAGUGCUGAAUAGAAAAAUGACGUUACGACGCGAGACACUGAAGGCUUUAGAAACUAGGCGGAAUUCCGUGAUGGCUGAGCGAAGAAAGUCACAAAUGCAGACGCUCGGUGCUAAUAACGAAUAUGGAGUCACAGGGAUGCUCAACAAUAAUUUAGGUGUGCCAAGACAUCGAACGUCUACCGCCAACAUUUCAGUGAAGGAUGUGUUCGCCGAGCCCAAUGGUGGGCAAGUGAACCGCGCCUACGAGACGUCACUGGGCGACGACGAAGACAACAACUCCAUGAGACUGCAGCCAAGACAGAACCAAGUCUCAUUUCAGAGAUAUUCAUGAGCUCGCGAACAUUCGCAUCUUCAACAAAAUUGAUAGGAGCAGAAGACAAUCUACAUAUAAAGUGACGCUCACGGACACGACGCGUACGACUGUCGUAAACCAGUCUAAACCAGUGCGAGUGCGAAUGUCGCCCGCUGAGACACGCGUCUGUGUGCGUAAGCAAAAUGAAGUACAUGGAGGUGAUUGUCUUCUGUUACUAUCUACUAUGUGCACCUUCCUAGAGCUGCCAAACGUACUUAUAAACAAAGUACCUAGCUUAAACAAAUGUAGAUACUCAUUUUAUAUAAUAGUAAUUCUAAUGGACUUUCGAAUUUUUUAUUAAUUAUACAAAACGUCAUUAUUGCUUGUGAUAUCUUUGUACUCUACUAUUUUGAGCGAUGACGCAGGUUGAUUGCAAAACCAUUUUAGAUAAUUUACAGCUUUAUUGAUAGAGAGUAAGAACUUAUUGUACACUGCCACUAAACAUUAGUUAAGAAUGUACUUUUUACGACAACCCUUAUGAUAAUUACAAAAGGAAACUGUAAA